Messenger RNA from Solenopsis invicta (red fire ant), 13640 nucleotides. RefSeq lists its product as uncharacterized. Gene Ontology annotation, molecular function: protein binding. Gene Ontology annotation, cellular component: spindle. Gene Ontology annotation, biological process: regulation of establishment of bipolar cell polarity; establishment of mitotic spindle orientation; signal transduction. The record is from RefSeq and is a predicted model, not a curated record. The transcript is spliced from 11 exons. NCBI's taxonomy places the organism in Eukaryota, Metazoa, Arthropoda, Insecta, Hymenoptera, Formicidae. Bases 5412 to 10175 code for a protein of 1587 amino acids.
ACGGUCUCAUUAAAAUUAAUGCAAAUUUCAGGUGUUAUCGACCAACAUUUUUCUCGUGUCUCGGCUAUUUUAAAUCCUAAAUCAUGUAAGUUAAACUUUUUCGAGUUAAAGAGAGUAUAAAAAUUCAAAGAAACAUUUGGCACACGUUUACAAUCUAAAUCGCCUCUCGAACAGCUACGUACCGUAACGAGAUCUGCUCCGGAAAGUCCGGAAAGUCCGGAAAGUUCCGGUGACUUUACGCUACGUGAUAAACACAGCAACCUUUCGUUGAGGUAAUCGCAGCGAUUUCGCGUCAAAUCGCCUUUUCACGCGCUACAGCUAUCCUUACCACAGGGUAGACCACGGGCACGGAAUGCCAGACCGGUCUGAUCUCGCAUAAAAAUGCAAAUGGUCAAGUCUCUUAUCCGUAUAUGGCUAAUAAAUGCGACACGUCGUCAUUGGAUCUAAUGGUACAAAAAAGAAAAAAGAAUAGAAAAAGAGAAGAAGAAAAAGUAAAAAGAGCUCUCGCGGAACAAAAUUUAAUGGGGUCGUGCGCGCUUAAUGACAUUUUUAUGUGCAACGAAAGAGCGACGUAUCUUUGACAUGACGCCCAAAAUUGCCGAGAAAUUCUGCCGUGCAACGCGGCGGCACGUUGAUAACCGUUUAAUCUCAGAUUGCACCGAGAAAUUCUCGAUUGACGAUGGGCGCAGGCAGAGGCGUUGUCUAACCGGCUGUUUAAUUACGCAGACAAGUUCAGUCGCGGAAAAGGGAUAGUAGCCGCGUGUGUGCGUGAUCCUGUGUUUGAACAUGACGAGCAUUCCGCUCAUGUUCGAUUUACCGUAACAAUCCCGAAAUUUUCCCCUUGAACGUAUUAGCGCGCCAAAUAUAUAACGGCUGAUAAUUAUUCAAUGAUAAACACGAGCAAACAUAAUUCUUGCUAAUUAGUAUAAUUAUUAAUACAGGUACAAAGCAAAGAUACAUCUCAUUCGCUAGAAAUUGAGGGAAAUACGUAAUCUUGAUGCAAAUAAGGUAAAACCAUUCAAUUUACUUAUUAACCGCGAAUAGAGAAACGUUACACAACUUUUCGAAAUGUUGGUCAUAUAAUAUGUAUAGUAUCGUAUUAGUGAAUCGUGGCAAAGAAAUUUAACGAGGCAGAACUCGGUGCGUAUUAGACAUAAUUUCAUCGCUCUAAUUAAGCGUUGACGUCAACACCUGGGCAAGUAUCGAGGUAAUACGAAUAAAAUUAGAACGGGAAAAGUUACCUCAUGCGACCUCAUACGCUUUGCCAAAAUCCACAUUAUUCUCACGUGCUGCAUAAUCUAUUUUCAUUUUCCUCUAUGUUAUAUGAGGCAGUUGGAAUUGAGCGAAAAAGAAACUUGAAAAUUACUAAUUUGUACUUAAAUAAAGUGCAACUGAUUAUGCAGCUUAACAGGGAUAACGUUUAAACUGGGGUAAACUUAUUAACGUAAGUUAACUAAUGUUAACAAGUUUAGCCCAGUUUAAUAGCUGUUUAAUAAUAAUUGGAUUAAAACACGGCUUGUCAAUUGAAUUAAAUCGGCAGCAGCAGCAACAACAAUGAGAAAACGAGACGUUUUGAUAUUUCAUGAUAUCCAUUCACAUGAUAUUCGUUUUUGCGAUAUAGAUGCGAUGCUAACCAUCCGUCUGGUUUAAUCAGACAAGUUGGCUCGUGCGAGGCAGUCGUCGCAAACUAGGCAAUAUCUCUCUCUCUCUCUCUCUCUCUCUCUCUCCUCCCGGAGCUACGCAACGUGGCCACCGGUUGCUAGAGGGGGGCUGGCUCUCAGACGCGGCAGCUGUUUGCUCGCCAUGGAACGGAUGGAACAGGGGGUCGUACUGGCAUGUGUAUCCCGCCAGUAAUGCCGCAUCGCUGGCGUUUGCAGCUCGCGCGAGCGACGCAGCGCGGGAUUGUGACACGUCGCCGUGAGGAUUUUUGCGAUUCAAGGUCGCAGAUGGUGCGAAAAAAGAUAAUUGUUGAGGGAAAUCGUUGUGAAAGUAGCGUGCUGCGUCGCGUCGCGUCGCGUCGCGUCGGGCCGUGGGACCAAUUCGUCACGCUGCUGUGAAAAUCGGUCCCUCCGAAGCGAGACCGCUUCGUAUAUACCACGCCGGCAGAUUCGGAGCACGCAGCAACGGUUGGAAAAAGUGCGCGCGCAUGCUGACGCGCUUUCGGAGCAACCCGUGGACCAGUCCGUCGGUAAAUUCCCAAAAAUCGAUCUCGCUCCUCCGCACGGCACGUCCUCGUCACACGUGCGUCAAACAUUUAUACGGUUCGAUCGUGUGUGAUUGAGAGAAAUCGGGUGAUUAUCCCAAUCACCCGGCCAAUUCUCCUAAGUAACUCGCCGGCGGCCGCGGCGACGGUAUUCGAAUGGCAAAACGGCAAAACGAUCGACGGACGUCCUUGCCUUUCGCGAUACCACUGGAAAUGAAGAAAUAGUACUCGACAUCGUACACCGAUAGCGAAAGAAUUUCCAUAACGAGAGUGCACAAUGAUCGAGAAUCUAUAACGAAGGUGGUCGAGAAUUUUCAUUAGUGAUUGAGUAGCGAUAAAAAAAGUUUCAAGAGGCACAUCGAUACACGAUGUACGCGUACAUGAUAUUGAAAUUAUGAAUAUUCAUGUGGCACUCCCAGUGGUGCAGCGUCGCCUCGUAGCGAUGCGUAUGGCAAUUGGAAGAAAGUUGCGAGGACUCCAACGGAUGAUAAAUGACAUCCGAGAGACGACGCUGUCCCUACCCGCACGAGUGGUGAAAUGUGACUCUCGACGUGACGCGGACACUUAGAAAAGGGUCCAGCCGCGUGGAAUUCGCUCUGUGAUAGCCAGGUAGCCCGCAUGCCAACGCGUUUGCGUGUCGCGCGCCAUGCGCAGUGAGCCGAGCGGCAACUUUUCUUUUCGGAAAGCACGACGAGGGAUGUCCCAGCGGGAUUUUAAUCUCGAGCGGCUUAUUUAAUCCCGGUGACGGGAUUAUUUGAACGCGCCAAACGGUGAACGGUGAACGGUGAACGGUGAACGGUGAACGGACGCACGUACGUCCUUGCCUCGCAAUCGCACCAAGGCAUUGCGUAACCAUAAACGACACGUUUGCCGAUACUGUUCGCGAGAAUCUCAGGGGUUUCAACGGCGACUAUUGCUCAAGAUUUCACUCGCAAUGGCGACGUUAGAUGGUAGAUUACAACACUGCGCGUUCGUACGGCUGCGGUUUCUCUACACGCAUUUACACCAACUUUUCUCGCUUUUCUCACUUUUCUCACAUUUCUCAAAAAGCAGAAACGUUGCGUUUCUAGUGAAUGGCGCUGUUUCUCCAAAUUCUUUGCAAUUUUUCACAUCUAAGAUUAAUACAAAUCACUUUAUCGCCAUGGAUUUCAACAUAAAAUAAUGAGUAAUAUUCCAUUUAUCGUUUAGUCGUCUAGACGUUUAAUCUAAUAUAGAGUAUUCCGCGUGUAGAUAAAAGUUGCACAAGUAUGGAAUAGAACGGAGGAAAAGAAUCUGAAAUCUAUAAAAUCCCAAUGUAAUGUUAAAAAUAAUAACUCGGUUAAUAAUCGUGUAUCUCUCGACAUUAGGAUGCGGCGUCAAAGAACCGUGACUCUUUAUUAGACAGGAAGUAGAUUGUCGUUUAUCGGGACAGGGUCCGAUAACGAGGACAACGAUCUGAAGGGGUAAAUAACCGUCCGUAAACAAGUAGGAAAAUGAGUUAGAACUUGGUGAAGAGUUAGUAGUUAGUGUGUCUUCUAUAAAGAGAUCGAUUCAUCGUGAGAAUAGCCGUGUGACUUACGAAUUGCACGAUUGGAGGAGAAGACGAAUGGGAAGUGAGGAAAACGGGGAAAAAAAGAGGCAUUGUCAGGAUGAUUAAUGCUAUGGUCACUGUAGGAAGAAAUGUCCAAGCUGCGGACGUUCUUUCUUCCCUUUCCUUAUCCUACGCUUUUUUUUUUCCAAUUUCGCGAAUUUCACGAUUUUCGCGAAUACUAAUUAUUCGAGCUUCUUCGAGUGUUGAAUAUUGGAGAAUGAAAAAAUUUGCUCCCUCAGAUCGAUACCAUCUGACGAUUCAUUUAGAUCCAGACUAUAAUUAUCCUAUUAACAUCCACUCGACCAGUAAUUCCCUCGUUAAUUUCUAAUGAGCUCCAAUCUGCCAGAGCAGCCAAUUUUUGCCCCUUCCAAUCGAUACGAGCGCGCUUUCGCGAGAAACAGGCUGGCACGACCCGUGAAAGAAUAUUUUAGUCGAUCAUCACUCUGUAAAUAACACGCUGAUGAAUUUUUAGUCCGAGAAAGCCAAAUUCGAUACGAGAAGCAGCGUGUAUAAAAAAAAAUCUCAAGUAAAAUGCUCGAAAAUUAUUACGUCUCGAAUGAACGAUUCUUUAUUUAUAUCUUCGAUAUAAACGUCGAGCAUUUCCUUUUUCCGAUACAGAUAUCGAUCAUUUACAUUCAAUAUUCUCUUCAAACCUAAUUAUUGGAGGUGUGCAAAGAUUUGAAAUUGCUGCUUCAUUUUUCUUGCGCAUUCGUUGAGGAAACAAUCGAUUUGUUUUACUCGCGUUCGUUAUCGGUCAUCAGCGAUCUUGUCAUUGAUCUUGAAGCAUCUACAUUUCGCUAUCGAGAUCUUAACUAACGGACGACAGCAAUAAAUUUGAUUGGGCCGGUAAAUUGUCCGAGGAGGAAGAGGCUAUAUUCCGUCCACUUCUUCGUAAUGGCCAAUUGUCCGCGCGGCGGAAUCGAGCGAGUACGUGGCCCUAAGUAAACAAUAAAAUCGUUUCAGAGACAGCAGUCACGUAGCAAUUACGUUGUCGUUUCAUCGCAACACUUGUGCUAAUCCCCGUUCAUUGCUAACCGCUCUUCCGUUUCUCUUUCUCUCUGACGCUUCAUGUAAAUAUUUAUUAGUUCCCUCACAAAAGAGGGACAAACUGGUUAGGUAUUCCGUCAGUCAGAGGGAAAAUUCGACACACUCGUGAAUUAAUUCACAUACCGAUCGUAUUAAGACAAUCAACAUUUUAGGAGAAUUUUGGAAUAAUCUCCAAAACUUGCGUAUUAUAUAUAAUUCUCCCUCGUCGUGCAGUCCGAGAGAAAAACGUGCCGUUAUGUUAAAGAUGAAGCGAAUGGCGGCAAAAUGACGGUAUCGAUUAUUUUUUCUUUUGCAGCUUUAUCCUGCCAAAGAAUUACUUUACGGAUUUACGGAGAAUAGCAAAUUUCAAAGCAGCUUUAUUCUACCAAAGAGAAGAGCAGUAACGUGCCUUAUUGUCAGCAGUAAUAAUAAAUGUUACUUAAUAAUUGAUAAAGGGAGCGAUAUGCGAAAAACGAUCUGAUCGCUCUUUGAGAUCGCUUUGCAUUCAGCAGCAGGCAUAUCGAAAGUCUCAAAAAGAUAUCAGAUAUCUCGAUAGGACAUUGGAGGAUACAUAUUACGUAUAUCAAGUGGGACUCAUCGAGCGAUCCCCAGAUGAAAUUUCGCAAAUCCGUCUCAUCUAGCCCGAAGAUGGAACUACUUUCGAGGCGUUCCUCUGGCGGCAGGAUGUCGACCUUAAAGAGGUCGAGAUCCUUCCGAGCCUCCGUGAAACUCAUGUCCAAGAUACGCGAUCGUGCCAAUCUGCGAUUGAACGCUGGCUUCGACGUCUCGAAAGACCUCGUCGUCAAGAAACCCCCGGGCAGCAACCCCCCCGUCCCUGAAGAAUCUCGGGACAGUGAAAAGUCGUCGAAUUUACGAAAAGAUAGCAAUUCCAAAGAUACAAAUUCUCGCCUCGUCAAGGAGAAGGAGAAAGAGGCAUCUCCGAGUUCUCGAAAGAUCUCGCUGUCAAAUCUCGAUGUGGAUCCGCGAGAAAUUGCAAAAGAUCUCAAGAGUAAGCUGUCUCUAACCGACAGGCUAAUGGGAAAGGGUCGCAGCAGUAGCAAGGACGCAGUGGCGAGACCCUCGACGAGAGACGAAGGUGUGAAAUCACCAAAGGUCAUUGACAUUUUUCGCAGAAGACGUAGCACGGAAAAUACUCGAGAGAAGGACUCUAGUGACAAACGUACAUCCUACGAGAGCGAUGCGGGUCGAUCGAACAAACAUGUAUCCUAUGAGAACCCUACAUUUGUGCUAGACAGUUCCUUGGACUCGUCCGUCUCGAGCUUCCUCUUUGAAGUCGAAGAGGAGAAGGAGGAGGAGGAGGAGGAGGAGGAGGGGGAGGAGAAACAACGACAGGAACAAGAUGGCGAAAACGAGCACGCUGCGUCAUCCAAGCGCGAUGUUUUAACCGUCGUCGUAGAUUCCCACAAGGCCACGACUAACCGGCUCUUGUAUCGUAAAACCAACUACGAACGAGGCAAGAAUGAAGCCGAAGAAUACCUCGAGAACGAAGAGUCGCAAAACGUAUUUCGUCCCAGAUGCGAGACUGAUCCUUUGAGACGUUCUUGCCAAGUGAGGAGCGAGGAUUCGCAAGCGAAUGUGAUAAACGAAAAUCGAAGGACGACUGAAUCCUUCGGCGAAUUUGAUCGUCCAAGGAUUAAAUUUUAUUGCAAGAUGCACGAGGCGGAGAGAAAAAAUGCGACCAUCUGCUUACAAAAUCAGAAAAUCUACGACAAUAUUAAAGCGUGUCCUUCGAAAUCCUGUAAAAUCAGAACGGUCGAUAAUAUUGCCAAUUUUUGGUCGAACAGACGUGGUAAUAGUUUUCGAAAUAAAAUGGCGACCGGUAGGAAAAAAGAUGCGAAGGAAACGAGGGAUUACGAGCGAUUCGGUCAGGAGCGAGUUUUCAUGUCGACAUCAUCGGGAUUAAAGUUUCAUUCGUUACAAGGGAUGGAGUUCCUGGAAGGUUUUGGCAAGAAGAAACAACAAUCCAACCAACAACUAAAUAAUUUAUCGUCAAUACAUAUCAAUCCUCUCUCGGCCCAAUCCCUCAACAUACACCUGCAUGCUUUAUUUGCGGCUGUGGAACAUGGUCACUUGGAUAAAGCGAGGACUAUUUUGGAAUCUACUGAUGUAGAUAUAAAUAGCGUUAACAGCGACGGCUUGUCACCGCUGGACGUUGCUGUGCUUAGCAACAACAGACCGUUGGCAAAAAUGCUGGUUGCGUUCGGCGCGCAGGAAGGAAAUCAAUUCAAAUCUCCGGAAUCUCUGGGCAGCCACUUGGCGUCAUUGCUCUCGGAAGCGGAACACAGAGUUCAAGAACUCGGCGGCAGUACUUCUGGCAGCGGAGGAACAACCCUAUUGGAACCACCGAGUAGCCACAGGGCUAGCUUUUCCACGCAACAUAACAAUCUCACGGCAUGCGGUGGCAGCACGGAGGACAAGCAGCUUGCCCUGUGGGAAAGGAGAGCUAGGGCCCUCAGGAAAAUGUUAUUGGGUUUCGAUCAAGCGCGCCCACCCGACAUGCCUUUCUUAGUCGCGGUCGAUGUCACGGAAACGACAUCGGUAACGGUUAGAUUUCAAGAACCAGAUUCGCACGAUUCUCCGAUCUGUACCAAAUUCAAAGUCCAAUGGAGUUUGCACGAUGACUUUUCGGUUAUUUGCGACGAGAGAGAAGUUUUGGACAUGAAGCAGAGGGAGUGUCGGAUCGAAGGUUUAAUUCAAGGUCAAAAAUAUUACUUUCGCGCCGCGGCUGGAAAUUUAAAGGGCUACAGCAGGUUCAGACACUCGACGCCCGCACACGUUACACCUAGCAGUUGGAGAGACAUAGACGGCAGAGUGCCCAGAUUCGCAGGGCGGCUGGAACAGCUCAACACUCUGUUCACCGAUAUAAGGCGACCGGAGUAUACGCAAGAAACACCGGCGGUGCAGAGACGAAAUCACAAGAAAAAAACAACGAUAAAACAACUCUUUACGGCCACGAGUAAAUUCCAGAAGAACCUCAGGCGAGGAGUGUUUCUAGCGUGCCUACUCUACCACGAGGACAAGGUUCUCGUUACGAACGAGGACUUUUUACCAGUGAUCGAGAUCGACGAGACGUAUCCCAGUUGUAUCUAUAACGAUUUUCAUUGGCUGAUGAAAGUCGCCUGUACCUGGGAUGACGUUAAAUCCCUUCGGCAGGAUAUGGAAAAGAGUCACAGCAGCUCGACUAAUCAUUUUAGGAUAAAGUUGCUUCAAGCUGCUGCACAAAUGCAGGCUGCAUUGUGCAUACAAGAUCUUGGACAAUUGUAUCAUAAACCCAUCAGAGACAUUCAAGGCACCUUAGUGUUCUCGACAGUAAAUUAUAUCAAGUCGCCGAAAUUGGUUUCUGUAUUAAACAGCAGGUGGUUGCCGCUCAGUAAAGUUACAAAGAAGAUCAUAACGCACGAAGACAGUAACGUCGCCGAUAUCUUGAUGGCCAGCAUACAAGAGCAAAUGACAUAUCACCAAGUCAGCAAUAUCAAACUGUCCAAGGGUUUAUAUCUCGGUUAUUUGAAAAUGCAAAGUAGCGUGGAUCUCAUACAAGUCGUUGUCCCAACCAAAUCUCCAAACGUAUUGCCACAUUGUAAGAUUCGCGAUAAUCCUCACGUGUCCGCGGAGGAGUGGGACUACCUCAAGAGAGUAACGCGCAUCUGCACGUCCGAGACUUCCGUGCAGGAAUCCGAAGAGAAGGAGAACGUGACGAACGAGGCGCAAGGCACGGAACAACAGAAGCUAUUUGUCGAUCUGGUCGCCGCGACGGCGCGACGAUUGUUCAGUUACAUGGAGAUUAGUCCAGAGGAUUCGCUGGUGCAUCGAUUAUGCGACACCGAGGUGAUCGAGCUGACUCGCGACGUGUCGUUCCUGAUCGUUGUGCCACCAGCCGAAACCGCCUGCUGCGUGCCUGGCACGCGUGAGAUCCUGCUGCAGCGCGGUGAUCUCUUGUCAUUGCCGAUUCAAGUCUUUGAGAUGGUUCACUUGAAUACGUAUCAGAAGGACGUGAUCAAUCGCUACUCGAGACUCAGCUGCAUUUUAGAACUGGAUACCGCGCAAGCCCAGCAUAAUCACAGAGAAGCCUUCAGUUCUUUGGAGCUGAGCGUCGCCAAGGACAAAUUGACGAGAUUGCAAGAUCUUCAGUCGCAAGUGAAUACCGUAUGGAAAGGUGCUAGAUGGCUAAUUGACGUUAUAACUUUCGCCAGAGAUCGCGGCUCCUCCCAACAAAACAUCGCAUCGCAAAGCGUUGGCAUAUCUAUGAAGCAUCUACUCAGCCUGGACAGAAAUAAAAACAGCAACAACAGUAACAGCUUGAAACGAAGUCUGUUACAAUUACCACCUAGAGAUCCUAAGCUCGUGAAAUCGAGUCCCGGCCGUGGUAGCUGGCCGGGUCCCAAUCUAUCGAAAUCAUCCUCCAAUCUCCUUACGACAGAAUUUAGCAAGAGCGAGCAACAGCUGCCCAGUGGUCAAUACGUGCGCAAAGGAAGUAACACCUCGAACGCGUCGACGACUUCGGAGCCGCCGAAAUCGUGUGCACCGAUAAGCAGCGGUAGUAAUUUGAGCAAUCUGACGACUACCAGCAGCGCGAAUCAUCUGAUACCGCUACAGAACGUGAGAUUGCCACCCUCCAAAUCCGAGGAUACUUUGAUCCUCGCCAAGUACAAACACAGUCCGCGAAAUCGUUCCGCUACGAUAACGUCGGCGUCAGCCAGCACCAGUCCAUUGCUGAGUAUCAAGCCCAUGAUCUACAGUGGUUCGUUAUUGAGUGUCUCCACGGCAAUGACGAAUACUACGAGUCUGCUUAGCGUGAGCAAUACAAAUUCCGACAGUCUGCACUCGCUGAGCAGCGACGAGUAUUCCGCGACGAAUUCAAGCGUCUGCUUGAAACAGACCGGUCAGCCGGUCAAAGUUAAAACGUCCAAACCGACCGCGAGCGUCGCGGCGAUGGCCGCCGGCGCCGUUUCGACGGAUAAUGCGGACGAGGACAAGGAAGAGGCGACGAUGAUGCCGGCACCUCUGCCAGGCAUUCUUCAGGUUUACGCAGCCUACGAGACUGGUUUGGCAGCUGGAACCAGUUUGAAGCUACACGUAACACCGAGGACUACGGCACGGGAAGUCGUGGAUCUUGUUGUUAAGCAAUUGAACAUGGCAGUGGUUCUAAAGGGACAAAAAGGGCCCACCUACACGGCCGAUGAACUACCAAACUUUUGUCUGGUUGCCGUAAUCGGUGCGCGGGAACGUUGCUUAAGGGAUGAUUUUAAACCGCUUCAGUUGCAGAACCCAUGGAAGAAGGGACGGCUGUACGUUAGGCAAAAGCAAGAUGUUCUUGCCGCUCUUGAGCAUAGUAGUAAACACACCGCGUACUUAUAGCACAAGUAAAGCGGUAUUCCUAAGCGAAUGAUGACCUACUUACCGAAUAAUGUAAAGUGAAUUUUAAUACGUCUUACGUCCUACGUCAGUACGUGUAAACGUGACGUUCCCUAAUAAGAAUAUUUCGCAUAAAGCGUUCUAGUCGUACGUCUUCAACGGCACUACCAACGAACCAACUGGUUUAGUGAACGGCAAUUGUCUAAAGAAAAAGACAAAAAGUAACCUUCCUUCAAUUUUUCUCUUCAGUUUACGAUAUUCUUGAACGAAUGUACAAUAACUUGAUGAGAUCCGAUCACUUUGUGUAAAAAAUAAUUAUUCUAUAUAUAUUUAAAAUUAUUUUACUCGAGAAAAAGAAUGCUUGGCUUCUCGUUUAGAAGCCAAGAAGCGAUGUAUUUUGCUUUCAAAACAUUCAAUAACCUUUUUAAAAAUAAAACGAUAUUCUUUUCGUGAAAGAAACUUUGACUUGUUUCAACGCAAUUAUAUUCUGGUCUAAUUUUAUUGUUAAAAGUAAACUUUAUGGUAUGCGCUUUAUGCAGUAGUCUCAGAAGCAUUUAAAAAAUAUAAAUAAUUAAAAUAUAACGCGAAGCUUCUCGAUGAACAAUUAAUCACUAAUUAUAAAAAGUUGCGAGAAAAACAACUUUGAGGGAUCGUAACGAGUGUGAUAAGUACCGGUGAAAUAAAAGUCUGUUUUAUUUUAGGCUUGUACAUUCCGAUUCGGAAAUUCAAGCAUGAUCUGUAAUAUUCUUCGAAUGUUAGUUAGUUUGUAAAUUAAUGAUACUCGAGACAUAUUGUUAUAUUUUAUGUACCGAUCUCAAUGUUUUAUUCGACAUACGUAUUAUGACGGAUAUACGCAAAUAUAAGCUGUUUGAGAGAUCUCAUUAUUCCUUAUGUCACAGUUCGUUAUAUCCAAGUAUUGAUCGUUGCGAAAUCAGUGAGGGCUUUAAAGCAUAAGACAAAUAUAAUAGAGAUGUACUUGGAUACUUUGAAUUAAUAAGGAUACCGUUUUCAAGUCAGUAAAGUUUUAUAUUUAUACUAUAAAAAUUAUAAAAUGCCUGUAAAAUGAAUAUUUUACGUUCUAAUGUAUGGCAAAGAUAUCAAUGAGAUGAUUACACAUGACACACUUUCUGCUUGACUAGAUCCGUGUUACCAGGCUCAAAAAUAGGAAAUAAAAUGAUUUAACGUGCGUUUUUUGAUUUACGUCAAUCCGAUGCAACGCAUUCUUUUUUUUUGAAUAUUCAAAAUAAAAUAAUAAAGAAUAAAAAGUUCCUAAAGUCUGGUAGCAUCAUUUAAAAACAGCUUAGAAUAAAAUUAUAUAUAUAUUUCUUAGGAAAGGCAUGAUCAAUUCUGAUGCCGACAAAUUUUGUUGAUAAAAACAAUCUAAGAGUAAAAUUCUAUGGAACGAAAGAAAAGAAAAAUAAGCAGAUUAAUCUAAGAAUUUGGUUAAAAAAUAUUUUGAAUCUAAAGCGGCGAGUAACAUCUAAACUAGUUUUAUAGUUAAUUAUUAGAAUAGUUAGACGAAGAGGCUUAUAGACUGUUGUACAUAACAGAACAAAGAGUAUUGUGAAUCUACUAUUAUUUUAAAGAUAAUAAAUUGUAUUUUUUGUUUUGAUUUAUAGAUAAUUUCUAUUUUACAGUAAAGCGCAUAUAGAAAUACGUCAUUUGUUUCGUUAGAAAACAAAAGGUGUUUGCACACGUUUUGUAUUUGGAUAUUUGUUUCAUUUUGCUUAAAAAAUCGUAUAGUAAAAAUAAAUCAGCAGGCAUAGGCCUCGGAUGAGAUUUAUCUUGAAACAUUUUUAAGAAAGAAAAUAUCUAAUCAAAAGAUGAAUUAACUUUCACGUUAUCGUAAAAGAUGAAUUUUAGUAAAAUUUUCAAUGAACGUAGUUGGUACGUCGCUUGCCACGCGAAUGCCUUCGUGUGUAAUCGAAGGCAUUCGAUCGAAGGAGAACGGUAUGGCAGUCGACGUAUUGACCGAUUCGAUGCUAAGUAUCGUAGCGUAGAGCGAUUUGCUGAAUAUACCCCAACCGCACAAUAUUACUGCACAAUAUAUUAUAACGCGACGGACUUCCCAAAUGUCUCGAGAUCGCGUUGCACAUUUCAUAUUCAAUCUACCAGCAAGAUAAAUUAGCGCAGCAUAUACACUUGUAUGUAGCCAUUCGACUAACAGCGAAGAGAGUAAUGUAUUUAAAAAGGAGAUGUUUCAGCUAUCCGGAUAGUGAAACGAGAGGGGAAGGUAGCGCAAUGUGACAAAAUGAAAUGUGACAAAAUGAAGAAUUAAAAAAAAAACACAUGUGUGUGUAUGUGUGUAUGUAUGUGUGCGUGUGUCGAUUAUAAAUCCAUAUUUCUCUCAUUUCGUCCGCCGAAAGCCUGCGUAAUAUCGAUAUCUAUCAAGCGAAAAAUCGUAAUCUCGAUGCAGGUAUCUAUUGUGAAAUCCGUCCUUCACGUCGCAGAUUCGAUUUGGCUGUAUUCCAAGACUUUCGUCGAAUAACACCCUUAUUGAGCAGUAGUAUCGUGCACCAAGGGGCCAUUUGCAUUUAACGAGGAUGGUGCACAUAUUUUUUUAUCAACCAAGUGACAAAAGAUCGAAUUGUUAGGGGGCAGAGCGAAUAUCGCUGGCUGCUGCAUACGUAAGUCCGUGCAACGUUGAAUUUGCCAAAAAUUCAUAUUUCUCCAGAUGCAAGAAGAGAAGAAAGCGAAACGGAAAGAUUGCUACUUGACAAAAAUGUCAACGGUGUAUCGAUUUAAUUAUGCGGUCUGCAUCAUCUGCCUUUUCUCCGUUAUUUUUGCCUAGACGCACGAUCGUCCACCAUUGAGAGCGGACGGCCACCCGCGCUCUUUUCCAUUCGAUUGACAAGAUAGAAAGAAAUUUUAUUAGCACUACCUGAAUGUCUAUCAAUGUUGAAUGUAAAAUAAUCGUUAGUAUACAAAUAUUACGACGUGGAAAAGCGAAAAGUGCGCCGAGCCAACGAAAGUGACUGAAAUAUUUGUAAAUAUUUCGAUGAACAGAGCUACCGCACGCACAAGGAAACUAGAGAGAAAGAUUAUUUUGGAGAUGAGAGAACGCGGAAGAAAAAAAAUGUUGUAUCUCGACACGACGAUCCAGAUCCACUCAUCGCGAUGUAAUUAUAGUUGUGCCUACGCGACGGCGAUGUGAGUUAAUUAGUCGAAAUCCGAACGGAGACAUCCUCGCGCCCCGAUCCCUUUGCUUCCUAUUCCCCUUUCUGUAAUUCCACUAAUUCCCUCGUGCCCAGAAACAAAGGUCACUCGGACUCGUAUGAUUCAUAAAAAAGAAAAAAAGAGUCGUGUAACGCUCGCGCGCGCGAGUUAAUUAUGUACAGUAGCGAAUUGGUGUUUGUAUAGAAAAGGUGGCUUCGUUUCUGUUGCGACUGAUUUCUUCCCCCCUUUUUUCAGCAGGGGACAAUGUACUACGACGGAAACGCACGAAAUAAAGUAUAACAUUGUAUUAGU